Messenger RNA from Ornithorhynchus anatinus (platypus), 1160 nucleotides. RefSeq names its product serine hydrolase like 2 (gene SERHL2). Lineage: Eukaryota; Metazoa; Chordata; Mammalia; Monotremata; Ornithorhynchidae. The record is from RefSeq and is a predicted model, not a curated record. Bases 1 to 927 code for a protein of 308 amino acids. The transcript has 11 exons.
AUGUUCAGGGAACUAAAGAUCUCAGUCCCCUGGGGUCACAUCGCCACUAAGGCCUGGGGGUCCUCACUGGGCCGUCCCGUGCUCUGUCUGCACGGCUGGCUGGACAACGUCAACACCUUUAAUCGGCUCAUCCCUCUGCUGCCUCCAGGAUUUCAUUAUGUAGCGAUGGAUUUCGGAGGUCACGGUCUGUCAUCCCACCGGGCCACGGGGUUCCCGUAUCACUUUGAAGACUUUGUGAGCGAGGUUCUCAGAGUGGUGACUUCCUUCAACUGGAACCGUUUUUCUCUCAUCACCCAUAGUUUUGGUGGAGUCGUUGGAGGAAUGUUUUCCUGCCUUUUCCCUGAGAUGGUGGAUAAACUCAUUCUGCUGGAUUCUCUUCCCUUCAUCCUGGAAACCAAGGAAAUUGAGCACCUCCUGAGCUACAGGCGGAAGGCGAUUGAGCACAUUCUGCAGGUAGAGGCCACUCAGUGUCGUCCCCCAACAACGCUCGGCCUUCCCGAUAUGCUGGAGAGGUUCCUGAAAACAAAUCCCCAAGUAGGAGAAGACGGUGGGAAGAUCUUACUGCAGAGAGGGACGAGCGAGGAGGCCGGAGGUCUGGUGUUGAACAGAGACAGGAGACUUAAACAAAUGGAGUUGUGCAUUGAAUGCGUAAGCAAGGCCAGAUUCCUGAGUUUCACCAAGAAAAUCCAGGCCCGGAUCCUGCUGAUCAAGUCCACCAGGGGAUAUUUUAACGUGAGAAGAGAAAACGACAAAGACGGGGAGUUGGUGGAGUCGACGGUGAACUUACUCAAGUCCACGCUGAAAGAGAGAUUCGAAUUUGUGAACGUAACGGGCAACCACUACAUCCACCUGAACGAGCCUCAGACGGUAGCUGGGAUGAUCGGCUCCUUCUUAGAAAGCGGACCCAAGCUGAGUGCCAGGCUAUAGCCCCGCUGCCCGCGGCCAGCCGACCGGUCGCUCAGACCAGGGAGACCUUCUCGUCGGCCUGGCCCGUGGCCCAGUGUGGCUCAUGUACCUAUGAGCCCGAAUCCCACCCUCCUCGAAGCUGACGGAAAAAUGACGGUGGCAAGGGCCAGGCUCCUGUGGAGGCGAUGGCUAAUGAGUCGUAAGCGCUAAAAGAGAGGAGCCUGGAUCUGGUGACAUUAAAGUCUGUGACCCAA